Messenger RNA from Oryza sativa Japonica Group (Japanese rice), 1188 nucleotides. NCBI's taxonomy places the organism in Eukaryota, Viridiplantae, Streptophyta, Magnoliopsida, Poales, Poaceae. The record is from RefSeq and is a predicted model, not a curated record.
CAUAGCCAAAUGCUGAUGGUUUCCACAAAUAUUUGCAACUAAUGUAUCACCUUUUGUCUCCAAUUUCAGCUUUCCCCGCCGCCGAUUUUCGGGGCGCCAUCCCCGCCACACGUGUCCCUCCUCGCUGACCACCUGUCGUCCUGUCCCGCUCAGGGCUCCUGCCACUCAACUAGCACUUCACCCGGAGGACGCAGGAGCACCAGGUGCAGACGAACGGAAAAAGAAAGGCGAAAUCCUUCCUAGCUAGCUUGGUCGUUGUCAACCAUGCUGCCAGGUCGCCACACUCCCCGCCGUGCUGACGCCGCCGCCGCUGCCGCCGCCAUGGAGCCCCUGGUGCCGGGCGCCACCCGCGCGGCGCUGUCGGAGUUCGUAGCCACCGCCGUGUUCGUCUUCGCCGCCGAAGGCUCCGUCUACGGCCUCUGGAAGAUGUACAGGGACACGGGGACGCUGGGCGGCCUGCUGGUGGUGGCGGUGGCGCACGCGCUGGCGCUGGCGGCCGCGGUGGCGGUGUCGCGCAACGCGUCGGGCGGGCACGUCAACCCGGCCGUCACGUUCGGCGUGCUCGUCGGCCGCCGCAUCUCCUUCGCCCGCGCCGCGCUCUACUGGGCCGCCCAGCUGCUCGGCGCCGUGCUCGCCGUGCUUCUCCUCAGGCUGGCCUCCGGAGGCAUGCGCCCCAUGGGCUUCACGCUCGGCCACCGCAUCCACGAGCGGCACGCCCUGCUGCUCGAGGUCGUCAUGACGUUCGGGCUCGUGUACACCGUGUACGCCACCGCCGUCGACCGGAGAAGCGGCGGCGGCGACAUUGCGCCCCUCGCCAUCGGCUUGGUCGCGGGCGCGAACAUCCUCGCCGGGGGCCCGUUCGACGGCGCGGCCAUGAACCCGGCGCGCGCGUUCGGCCCGGCGCUCGUCGGCUGGAACUGGCGCCACCACUGGGUUUACUGGCUCGGGCCGCUCAUCGGCGCCGGGAUGGCCGGCGCGCUGUACGAGUUUGUCAUGGCGGAGCAGCCUGAGCCGCCGGCAGCUGCAGAUACUCGGCUUCCCGUGGCCGCCGAGGAUUACUGAUGUAUCGAGCUGAAUCAUAGCACCUGCAUAUUUGCUCUAGUGUACCAUAAGCCACAAAUUGCACAUGGUGAUAUCAUGGCUGGAAAAUUACGGAAUAAUUAGCAGAUUUCCAUGUUCCUAAAUAAA